UGUGGCAAAGUAGGUAAUCUCCCUCCCCUGGUACUUAGAAACGGCCUAUCAGGGCUCAGUCAUUGCUUUAUAAAGGCUGUGAUUAGGCUACCUGGGAUGCGUCAUUGUUGGCCCCGCCCAUCCGGUACGUGUGCGCUUCCGCCUAACAAAGGUAUGUUUGUAGCUGGUCUGGCUAAUGCUGCAAUGAGCUCUUGGACAUCGGCUAACUAUAUUAAUUUAUUGUAGCUGGAGUCGCCUUUUUGCAGCUGGAAUAGCCCAUUAUUCCUGGCUUCGCUGUGGUUUUCAGGCUGUUCUUGCCACCUGGUUAGACUGAUUUCAUUCAAGUAAUCUUCUGAGACUUGUGCUGUGAGCAACUGUAUGAGGUGUGUGUAACGCUGUAGUCAAUACCUGUAGGACAAAGUUUUGGGAACGUCCGCCUGUUUUCGGGUGGGGAAGAUCGCCUCCUGCAUAAUAGCAGAUUAAAGACGGCGUUGCUGUUUUGCUGUUUUGCUGUUUUGCUGUUUUUUUACAUUUUGUUGUGUGUUUUGGUAAUUGUUUCAGUCAAUCAGGCUUUAGAUUAAUUUCGUUUUGUACAAUUGAGUAAUUUGUGUUCUUUGUGUUUUAGGCCCCUGAGUCGGGUGGCUAGCUGUCCUAGUAUCCUGGUGGUGGUGGUGGUGUUUGGAGCACGGAGUGUGGAUUGUCGUUUGUAGUCACUCACCUCACUGUGUGUGUGUGUGUGUGUGUGUGUGUGUGUGUGUGUGUGUGUGUGUGCUUUACGAAUAGCCACUUUUGCAGCUAGCCUACCCUGCUAGGGGUAAGCCUUCGUAAAACUGAUUAAUGUAUGCCUGGUCGAAUCAUAUCUUUGCCUGAUCUUUUAAAAGGUGUAUUUUCUACUUUGUGAAUUUAAUAAAUAGUUUAUACGCUAGUGCCUCUGUCUCUGCCUCCUAUGGUAACGAACCUGUGUGUCUAAAUUCCAUCAAGUAUUUAGUUCCCCUCACUUUAGAGGGGUGGCGUAGUCGGUAGUUAUAUCAUAAUUAAUUAACUUCAAGUUGCCACGCCACAUUCUGGCGUAGUCGGCAGGGUCCCGUGUUUGGCGGAGACACUGGUAUUAGUGGUUGUUGUUUUUCUUUUAUUUUUCUGUUGCAGUGAGAUUGGUAAGGAGUAGCAGCAAAACAGCAGCGCACGUCUGGUGGAUUCUGAUUCUUUGUGAGUCUACUCCCUCUUGUUGGUAAGUGUUACGGCCGUCAAAAUUAUGGAAGAAGAGUUACAGGAAUUGAGGGAAGUAGUAGCUCAGUUGCGGGCAGAAAAUGAGAGGUUGCGUCAAGACCACUUUCUUGCGCUUCCUGGCCCUAGUGAUGCCCCUUCUAUUGUUCCUGGUCCUUCUGUUGCUGCCCCCCCUCAGCCAAGUAGUGCACAGGCAGUCCUGCCAGAACGAUUUGUUUUUGUACCUCGAGACAGGAAAUGUCAAAAAUUCAAUGGCAGGGUUGGUCUGAGCAUUGAUGAGUGGGUUGAAGAGGCCAAAGCUUGUAUGCAGGCUCGUCACCUGUCUGUUUCUGAUCAAGCUUUCUUCUUGUUUGACCACUUGGAGGGGGAGGCAAGGGAAGAAAUUAGGUACCGUUCGGAGAUUGAGCGAAAUGAUCCAGAUAAAAUUAUUUUGGUGUUACGGGAAUUAUAUGGUUGCUCACAGUCAUAUGUCUCAUUACAGGAGGCAUUUUUUUCUAGAAAGCAGCAGGAGGGUGAAUCAUUGUUGGAGUUUUCCCUAGCUUUGAUGGGUCUCCUAGAACGUGUGACGCAGCAAUCGCCGUAUGUUAUGCCAAAUUCACAAGUUUUGCUACGCGAUCAGUUCAUUGAACAUGUUUGUGACGUGGCCCUUCGCCGAGAAUUAAAACAGUUAAUACGUCGUCAGCCAAUGUUAACAUUGUUGGAAGUUCGAAGCGAAGCUCUUAGAUGGGAAAGGGAGGGAAUGUUGGGGAGUACGAGAGGACGAAGCAAUUCCGUUCCAUCCGCCUAUGGGAUUCAGUAUGGUGUACAAGGUGAGUCACGGGUGGGUAGAUUUCCUCAGCGCUCUGAACUAGGUGAACUGAGGGAAAUGCUGAGAUCACAGCAAGAGCAAUUAAAUAAGCUAACUCAAAAUUUUGCUCGCUUGCAGGCCCCUCAGUCACGUAGUCAGCCUCCUCACCGCGGCCCCAUUAUAUGUAGGAGGUGCCAACGACUUGGCCACUUUGCUAGAGAGUGCGAUGGGGAGCGUGUUCCCCCUCGUCCGCAACCCCCUUUGCCCACUGCGUCGUCAUCUGAGGGUAGACAGCCUGGUCCAUCUGCGUUGUCGGGAAACUAGUCCCCACCGUGUCGCCGAGCCAAGGCGCGGUUGGGGAAUUGACCGGCUCUAGUGUUUCAAGUAUGUCUCAUUUAAUGUCUUCAUGCCCGCACCUUGCUAUUCGAAUGGGUGGGGUCCAAAUUUCAUGUUUGGUCGAUACUGGCUCCAUGGUGUCCACAAUAACGGAAAGUUGGUUUCGUAAAUAUUUUGAACCAUGGGGUCCGGAUCGACUUAAGUCGUGCCAGUGGCUACAACUUCGGGCUGCAAACGGUCUUUCGAUUCCAUAUAUUGGCUACAUGGAACUGGAUGUCGAAUUGUGUGGGCAAGUGAUUUCGGAGUGUGGAGUGCUUGUUGUCCGGGAUCCUCCUGGUGGGAUUUGUGACCAAGUCCCAGGGGUACUCGGGAUGAAUGUCCUGAGCCGUUGUUACCAGGAGUUAUUUGGACAACAUGGCCCUGCUCUUUUCGAGUCUGCUGUAACCGUUGAGGCCCCUAGCUUUGUCAUGCAGGCACUUCAAUAUUGUCACCGUUUGGAAGACCAGGGUUCAGCAAGGCACCCUGGUCCGGUUAGGUUACGGGGUCGUGAGUCAUGUCGCAUCCCAGGUGGCACGAUGAAGUUUGUAGCAGCGACUUGUUCUGAACAAUAUGCAGCGGGGUUAGUACUGUUUGAGCCCCCAGAGUCU
This is a messenger RNA of Carassius gibelio (silver crucian carp), 2973 nucleotides long. RefSeq lists its product as uncharacterized. NCBI's taxonomy places the organism in Eukaryota, Metazoa, Chordata, Actinopteri, Cypriniformes, Cyprinidae. The transcript is spliced from 2 exons. The coding region runs from base 1232 to 2314 and encodes 360 amino acids. The record is from RefSeq and is a predicted model, not a curated record. Gene Ontology annotation, molecular function: nucleic acid binding; zinc ion binding.